This is a messenger RNA of Coregonus sp. 'balchen', 4893 nucleotides long. Lineage: Eukaryota; Metazoa; Chordata; Actinopteri; Salmoniformes; Salmonidae. The record is from the annotation of a GenBank genome assembly.
AUGUCCCAUCAUGCCUUGUGUCUUCCCUACAGGGCCGAGCCCAUUCUUCUCAGGAUCAAGGAGGACAGAACCCGCAUUGUCUCGCCGUCGUUUGACAACAUCAAGUAUGACACGUUUGAGAUCGAGGAGUAUCCGCUGUCUGCUCAUGGCUUUGACUGGGAGCUGUGGUGUCGCUACCUGAACCCGCCCAAAGCCUGGUGGACCCAGUACAACCACACCGCCCCUAUCAGGUCACUGUCAGCAUAGACUUAGGAAUCAACUGUUGUCUUGUGCUAUUUUACAGGCACUGUGUUGCAUUGAAGAAUCCACACAAUUUUGUGUCUGUGGCUUAUUCUAUUUGAUUUUAAUAACAUGUAAGAACAAUGUGUGCGAACCUGUUGCAUCAGUUUGAUGUAGAUCUCCUGGUUGUUUUUAGACAGCCGUUACUUAGAAACGUGGGAAAUCCUCAUUCUUGACGACAAAUAAAAGGAAUAGGCAAACAACCUUGUAGGUUUAUUAUUGAAAACAUUUAACAAUAAAUCAAAUGUGAAAAAUCUUCGGCUGAGCACAGAGGUGUUACAAAUACGCUAGGAAGUACUAGGAAGUAGUUCAUAGAACCACAGCUCAUAAUUGACUGUUUCUCUCUCUUUUUGACAUCUUUGUACCAGGAGCCCAGCUCUUAUUGGCUGUUUUGUGGUGGACAGGAAGUACUUCGAGGAGAUUGGCCUAUUGGAUGAGGGGAUGGAGGUGUAUGGUGGAGAGAAUGUGGAGCUUGGCAUCAGGGUGAGUGGAGUCCAAAUUAUAAUCAGCUCAGUAGUAUGCCAAAUCCUAACUUGAGAUCGGUCCCCCAUUGACAUCUAUGGUAACAAAGAGUCACUAACAGCAACCAAAACAAAACAAGUGGGGUUCUAAAAGACACUCAUGGGGGGUGUCCACUGAAAGUUGACAAGCAACGACAACUGGGAACUAAGACACCCACCAUGAGCGCCCACUAAAUUUGCCCAAGAAGAGGCAAAUAAAAUGAAAACCCACAACAAACUUAGACAGGAAGCAAACCAAAAAGUGGAGCAAAACAAAAACAGGGAAGAAAAGAUAAAGGAUUGUUUUUUUUAAAUCAAAAUGGAGAGAGCCAGCUAAAGGUGUUAACCCUCCACUUCUCUCAAGCCAACUGGAGCACUGUGCCAGCCGCUCUUAAAUAUCCCCUGUGCCAGUACAGGUGAAACGUCUUCUGACUAACGAGAUGACAAGCCAGCACAGGGUAACACAUACUAACGAGGUGACACCAAUCAGUGCGCCUAAGGUCCAAACUUUUCCAAUGGAAAAACCAAAACCUGUAACAAUAAUUUACACAACUUGAGUUACGUACAAACCCGGAAUCUCAAGUUAGGAUUUGGCCCAUAUUGACGACUCUUGGACUCAUUAGUGUGUGUAAUAAUCUGCAGCUGCUGUAUGUGAGUACCUGGAGGAUACAGCCAGUCAGCUCAGCCUUCCUCCAGAUGGGCCAUGAGGGGAGCUGCAGUGUGCCAGGGAAUACCCCAAAGCGAGCUGACAUUCACCCAGCUCAGCGACUUGUACACUUCCAUAGAGCUGAAAGUAUAUCAAACAAACCCUUAGAAAUGACUAUGGGACAUGCAUGCACACUCCACAUUAGUGAGACAGACACAAUGGGUCUUGUGUGGAUAUCUGUGCCUCCUUUCCCUUGUAGCUUUGUGGUCCUGCAGCAUCAGGAGGGAAGGGAACAGCCUACUCUUUGGGAGGAGUAAAAACUCCCUUCAAGACUGGGUGUUAAUAGAAUGAUAAUGGGUCAGAGCAGCUGUGGUUCAAGAUGUCACUCCAUAGGCUGUAUCUUACAGUAGCUUUUCUGAUUGGCUACCUUUAUCCUGCAGAAGGGAGAAAUGUGCUCUAUAGCAACUAUAUUGAUUUAUGUAUUGCAUUAUGGACCUGGCUGAAUGGGAAAUACUUAUUGUGUGGAAAUAUGGCAAAAGUUCAAGGACUGUCUAGAUAAUCCUAUUGAGACUGAAAUGAUGGUAUAACAAAUCCAUUGAAUUGGUGGUUCAUCAAGAUCACAAGUAUGCUGGAGUGACUUUUCAAUACAGUACGGCAAAAGUUCAGGGACCGAUUUUAGUGUUGAGUGUAUGGCCAACUUGAAAUCCUCUAUAGAAUGGCUUAUCUGCACUCUCUUAACAGGAUCUAUAUGUGCGAGUGCAUACGUAAUGUUGCAGAUAACAGACAUCAAGUCAUGGAUCAUCAGUGUUGUUGUCAAUUAUUAUGUAAAUGAGGCGUUUUCUUGACAGAAUCAGGAACUGCACAUCUGUCCACGGGGCAUAACAUCCCCCGUAAUGAAUAGUUGUAUUUAGGCCCGCCAAAACAAGGGAUGGGAUUUUUCUGUCUUUCUACAGAUGCUUCCUCCCUGGUACCCAAUAACCACAUGCUGUGCUUUAAUAAAUACUUCAUUUAUAGAUCUAUCUUCAUUAUAUUUGUGUUUAUUUACUGCCAUUAGAUUAUUUUAGUAUUUUAUCUCAGCAUGAAGACUUUUCACAAUUUACAACACAUUUGUUAGUUAGCCCCCACUCAACAUCUCAAUUAGCAAACUUUUAUUUUGAGUUCCUGACCAAGUUGUGUGUUUAGUUUAUGACAAUGAACGUGUGGGUAAAACUAUUUAGCACUCAUAAUAACUGAUAUAUUUCUAGUCUCAGCCACUAUUCUUCAUACCUUCCACACGCCACAGCCAGGUGUAAUGUUGUCUGCAGAUAUAGUUGUCUCUAGUCCAAAAUAGUAGGCAUGUGCCCCAUAUAAUCCCCAUGAGUGAUUUUCCUCUAAGAGAAAGAAAAGGGAGAGUUCUUGGGGGCUCUACUCAGACAUGUACUUAAAAAAGGAUGGAAACCUGAUUACUGACUUCCUUAUUUUAUCUAACCCUGUGUGUACUACUGAGCUCUGAACACUUCCAGGGCUAUAACUCAGCUUCCUACCUAUUUUUUUAAAUAUUUUAUAUGGACAAUGUGUGUAACUUCAGGUAUGGCAGUGUGGGGGCAGUGUGGAGGUCCUGCCCUGUUCUCGGAUUGCGCAUAUCGAGCGUGCUCACAAGCCCUACACUCAAGAUCUGACUGCUCAUGUGCGGCGGAAUGCACUGAGGGUGGCCGAGGUGUGGAUGGACGAAUACAAGAACCACGUUUACAUGGCCUGGAACAUUCCUCCACAGGUAAAGACCACAGCCUCCUGAGUUAUUCCUGAAAAUGCGACCUGACCAGGAAAACUCAAGGCCCUAGUCAUUUCACAGUCUAAAUGUGUAUUCCAUAUACAUGUUCUAUGUCAAAAAUAAGUUGUCAUGUGGGUAUCCUUGUGUUGGUGUGUCUCUUUCUAGGACUCAGGGAUUGACAUAGGGGACCUCACGGAGAGGAAGGCUUUGAGGAACAGACUGCAGUGUAAAUCUUUCAGGUGGUUCUUGGCCAACAUCUACUCUGAGAUGAGAACCUACAGUGACACCGUUGCUUAUGGAGUGGUGACUAUGUUAUAACUGUGCUCAGCAUUGUCUCUGUUGUGUUUCAUGUAUUAAAGUCCCUUUUCAUCUUGCGAAAUCUAGAGGCAUUUUGUAAUCAAAAAAUUGCAUCUGAGGACUAGUUUAUCAUCAUUAUACUGACAAUGUCAGUCAUAAAAAGUCAUGCUAUAGUGUGCAUGUAAUUUGAGGCAAAAAUGUGCAUACUGUACAUGCUGAAACAAUCUUUUGUAAUAUGUUAAUGAGAACAUAAAACAUUACUAUCCUAGGAGUCCAUUUCAAGCCACAGCUUAUGGACAUAACUCCAUUGAAGCAAUGAAAGGUUGAUAAAAAUAGGUCAGUUUUAUUCAAACAUGAGUAAUGAAACGGUCCAAAAAUGACCCGCCCACCCCUCUAAUGCUUUGCUUGGUUGUUUGAUGAGCACUUCAAAUCACAACUGUGUUAGAAUUAUUUUAUGCCAAAUCAUGACACUACUGAGCAUGUGUGGGAGUCAAGCUGUGAAUAUGAUUACAACUUGGUGAAACACAUAUGAAGAAUACAUAUUUGACAAGGAUGUGAUCACUAAAUCUCACAUGAUUGUUCUCUGAAAACUGAUACUCUGAAGUGCACUGUUGAGAUUGAUAUUAACAAGGAUAUUACAUUUACAUUUUAGUCAUUUAGCAGACGCUCUUAUCCAGAGCGACUUACAGUUAGUGAGUGCAUACUUUCUUUUUUCAUACUGGUCCCCCGUUUGAAACGAACCCACAACCCUGGCGUUGCAAACGCCAUGCUCUACCAACUGAGCUACACGGGACUACUAUAUUAUUCCACAAUAAUUUCUUGAUAAAUGACAGAAUAUAGAAAAAUACAUAAGGCGUAGUAGAAAAGUGCAUUUGUUAUUUAUUUUUGUAGCUGUAGCUCUAAACCCUGCUCCAAACUGCAUUUUCAAAUUUCUCCUGACUCAAUUUGUGGUCAAACAGAUGCUGCAGGACUAUUUUUGUCACAAUUAUUUAGUGGAAAAACAUAGUUCUUCCCUUGUUGAUGCGAGGAUAAUGGAAAACAAUUGUUUACACUAUUGUGUUAUGUUUUUCGAGGCAAACAGUAAUUAGCCUAAAGUGCUUCCAUUUGUCAAACUGUUCAUCACACAAACCAGUUGUGUGCUGUGUCAUUCUAUUGUUAAAGGACCAAUUAUCCGUUGUCGUUUGCCAGAUGGAAGAAGGCAGAGCUUAAGGGCAGAUUGUCCAUUAAGGAGCCUCUGGAUUCUUAAUCCAUCUCUGUCCCUCCUCCCUGGUUAUUGCAUUAUUUUCCUCCUCUCGGUCUGUCUCUUCCAGUUAAAGAACAUGCUGAGGAAUGACCUGUGUCUAGACCAGGGGCCUGAUUCAGACAACAUCCCCAUCCUGUACCUCUGUCAUGGGAUGACACCACAGGUGAGUGCCCUCUGA